Messenger RNA from Carica papaya (papaya), 748 nucleotides. Lineage: Eukaryota; Viridiplantae; Streptophyta; Magnoliopsida; Brassicales; Caricaceae. The record is from RefSeq and is a predicted model, not a curated record.
UUUGCACCGGUUUUGGACCACCAUCCUUGGAACACGUCGAAACGGCGCCGCUUUCUCCUCCCCUAAAUAUCAUCAGUUACACAAAUAGCACUCAGCUCUCCUCUGCUUUCUUGCUCGCGUAGGUCACUUUACAGACACAAGCCCGCUUAAAACGACCAGAGAAGAUUUUAACAGUGCAAGGGAAAAAAAAAUCAGAAAUGGCAAACAAAAACCCCAAAAAGGCCAACCUCUUAGAUCACCACUCUAUUAAGCAUCUUCUUGACGAGUCCGUAUCCGAAAUCGUUAGCGGUAGGAGAUAUGUGGAGGACGUGCGGAUGAGCAACGUGCGACUUUUGAUGGGAGCGAUCGUCAUAGUCAUCGCUCUCGUCGCGCAGUUUUACAAGAAGAAGUUCCCUGAGAACCGGGAUUUUUUGAUCGGCUGUAUCGUAUUGUAUAUAGUUUUUAAUGGACUAUUGCAGCUGAUCAUAUACAAAAAAGAAAAGAAUGCAAUCUUGUUCACUUAUCCUCCCGAGGUGAGUUUCUCUGUUUUUUAAUCAAACACUUUGGUACAGUAGCUACAAUUUUGCAGUAUAACAUAUUGACUUUUUCUUUAUCCCUGUUUCAAUGUGGCUGUGCUGUUGUAUUCAUGGUUUCUUAAUCUGAGAUAGUACAGGAAUGCUCUGUAUGUAUUAGAAUGUUAAAAAUAAGUGGGAUACUUGGAGAUGAAACUAUAUACCAUAAGCAUGAAUUCAGAUCUCAGGGUUACGGG